CAGGCCGGGAGUGUAUGACGACGACGAACAAGCGGCAGCAAAGUCUCUUGAGAGGCGGAGACGAUCGCAAGGCGAGCAGCAACACCACCAUGCCCGGGCGGAGCUCCAGCUUCCACAAGACGGUCACCAAGCUCGUCCUCAAAGGCCUCCAGGAGCUGGCGAGCUUGCGGAGCAGCCGGAGGAGCGGCAGCUACAGCCCACUGAGCGGUGACAAGAGCUCCUACUCAAGAACCGCCGAUGUUCCCAGAGGAUACCUCGCCGUCUACGUUGGCGAGCAGCACCAGGAGAGGUUCAUCGUUCCGACCAAUCACCUCCACCAUCCCAUCUUCAAGGUGCUGCUCAAAAAGUGCGAGGAGAAGUUUGGUUUCUGCCACCAGGGACCGCUGCAAAUCCCCUGCCCGGUCGAUCUCUUCCACCUCCUCCUCUGGCACAUUGAGAACAGCGACGUCGUCCUGGAUUCCUCGCAGGCUCAAGAGCUCGUCGAUCUCUAUGUCGUCAGCCUGGAGAAUCUUUAGCAAAGCAACUAUAUCCUACACGAUAUUCUUGAAAGCACAAUGUAGGCCGCAAACCUCAAGGAUUUCUUUCUUUCUCUUGCA
This is a messenger RNA of Selaginella moellendorffii, 596 nucleotides long. RefSeq names its product auxin-responsive protein SAUR40. The transcript has a single exon. The record is from RefSeq and is a predicted model, not a curated record. Gene Ontology annotation, biological process: response to auxin. NCBI's taxonomy places the organism in Eukaryota, Viridiplantae, Streptophyta, Lycopodiopsida, Selaginellales, Selaginellaceae. The coding region runs from base 15 to 515 and encodes 166 amino acids.